AUGGAACUUGAAGAACAUCAAAAUUCACAUACCGGAGAAAAACCAUUCGAAUGCAAUAUGUGUAAAGCGCGAUUCAAUCGUCGUUCAACACUUUGGAAUCACAAGCGAAUUCAUUCGGAUGAUAAACCAUUCGAAUGUAAUGUAUGCCGUAUGACGUUCAAAUGGAAGAAUUCGUUGAAAUGUCACAAAGAAAUGCAUCAACGAAAGAAUGAAAUGACAGGAAUCGAGAAUGAUCCAUUGGAAAAAACUCUCACCUAUGCAACGGCAGCUAAACGACGACAUCUGGAGAAUCACGAUGUUGUAAAUGUAAGUUCAAGUUCAGAGACGGGAGCAGGUAGUGUACGAUUGAUAACAAGUUCAGCAAGUGGUGUUAAUCAUUUAACAGGACCGGGAAGGCGACGUAACACCAGAUUAUCAGUGCAUUCACGAUCGACAACAUCUGCCAGAGCUGAUCUUAUCAUUGGUACUGCCAAUAUCCCAAACAAUACCAACAGAAGUAACAGCAUCGUCAACGACAACAGCAACAGCAACAAUAAUAGUAGCACCAAUUCUAGUCAUUCUCUUAUUGGUCCAAAUGAUGCAUUCAUUCAUACACCAUUACAAGCGGAUGGUUUCUUUAGUAGCCAGAAGGCAUUAUCAAUAAGUGAUCACAAAGAAUUGGAUUCAUUACUAAAUAGUACCACACGGUUAACAUCAAUGCUUAAAGAUGAUUCCGCUUUUAAAACAAAUCUAUGCGAUGAUUUGGCAAGCUUGGGGAAUCAGAGUAAUACAUUUGAUGCGAAACAAGAAAUGAAUCUUUUUCAUGCUAACCCAUUUAUGAUGUUCGGUGCCCAUCAAUUGCAAAAUCCAAUGCAACCUUUUACGCCAUCAAAUUUGGCCUUUUCAAGUAGUAACGGAUGUGGCGAUUAUUUCCAUUUGCAUUUAAACAGUCAAACCGAUCAAAUACCCCAGCAAAACCUACAACAGCAACAACAACCGUUCGUAUCCCAAUAUUCCACUCCUGGAACAUCAUCGCAAACCACAGAUAUGUUAGCCAGUCACAAUCAUAAUGUGAUUAGUUAUCAGCCACAGCUAGAAGCACCAUCAUCAUUGAUAACAUCAGCAUUGGAUUAUGCAGUAAGUGGUGAUAAUUUGGAAUAUAUGUUAAGCAAUUACUCGUCCACGAUCUCAUCUGCUGCUUCUGUUGCAUCAACGGGAAAUGAGGUACGGUCAAGUGUUGCGGAACACUUACAACAGCAACAAUAUACGGGACAAACAGCUGGUAAUAAUACAUUACGAACCGAUGAUGUGGUUGUUGCUAGUGUUGCUACUGCUAGUAAUACCGGCAAAGAGGUACCACAGGUAUCAUGGUAA
Molecule: messenger RNA, 1353 nt
Organism: Cercopithifilaria johnstoni
Lineage: Eukaryota; Metazoa; Nematoda; Chromadorea; Rhabditida; Onchocercidae
Source: the annotation of a GenBank genome assembly